UAGAACUGGGAUAGAACAGGAACCCCGGGGACAGAACUGGGAUAGAACAGGAACCCCGGGGACGGAACUGGGAUAGAACAGGAACCCGGGGAUUGAACUGGGAUAGAACAGGAACCCCGGGGACAGAACUGGGAUAGAACAGGAACCCGGGGACGGAACUGGGAUACAACAGGAACCCGUGGAUGGAACUGGGAUAGAACAGGAACCCGGGGACGGAACUGGGAUAGAACAGGAACCCGGGGACGGAACUGGGAUAGAACGGGAACCCGUGGAUGGAACUGGGAUAGAACAGGAACCCCAGGGUGGAACUGGGAUACAACAGGAACUCCGGGGAUGGAACUGGGCUGCGCCGGGACUCUCGGUGUGGGACUGGGAUGGAAUGGGUCCGACUGUGUGGAACUGGGACCUGCUGGGAUCCCGGGGGGGAACUGGGAUAGAGCGGGACCUUCGGUGUGGAACUGGGACUUGCCCGGACACCAGGGUGGAACCAGGACCUGCUGGAACCCCGGCGCGCAACUGGGACAUACUGGGACUCCCGGUUUGGAACCAGGAGGUACCAGGACCUUCGCUGUGGAACUGGGACGUCCUGGGACUUUUUGUGUGGAGCCAGGACGUGUUGGAACCCCCAGCGAGGAACUGGGACGUGCCAGUACCCUCCGAGUGGCACCGGCACCUCUUGGGACCCUCCGAGUGGCACCGGGACGUGCCGAGAGCCGGGCGGGCACAGGGAAUUCCAGGCAGGACCAUCCCGGCAUGGAGAAGGAAAGCCCGGCGGGUGCCACCCGCUGUGACCCCGCUGCUGGCCAGGGCACGGACACCGCGCCCCGGUCCCCAUGGGAGGAGGAGAGGGAUGAGGAUGAUGAUGAGGAUGAUGAUGACGAGGACGUGGCAGGUGACGGCGAGCACAUCCUGCGCUACAAGCUGGGGCUACUAGCCGCGGUGACCCGGCCACAACAGCGGCCACAGCACCGCCCCGCCAGCGACCACGAGCACGGCUGCCAGGCCACCGCCGCGGUCCCCGCUGUCCCCGCUGCCAGCUCAGCCCCGCGACACCGCGGUGGCACCGGGCAGGACGAGCGCAGCCCGGAUCUCUUCGAGGACCUCCAGCACGCCGUGAGCUCCCUGGAACGCGCCGUGUUCUCCCGGCACCGGCAGCCGCCGGCAGCGUGGCCACUGCCCGGCGAGGCUUGGCACCGAGUGGUCAAGAGCCUGGACGAGCUGAGCCGGACACCGGGCUGGGCCCGCCGGUGGUGGCCGGAGGUGGCGGCGGGUCAGGGGCUACCGGCGGAGGUGGCGACAGAGGCGGCGAGGAACGCGAGCCUGCGGGCGGCCCUGGGGCACCGGGACGAGGAGCUGGGCCAGGCCACGGCCGCGCUGCGAGCGCUGCGGGGCGACCGGGACCGCCUGCAGGGCAAGGUGCGGGACCUGCGGGAGGCUCUGGCCAGGCUGGAGGAGCCGGGGGAGUCUGGCGGUGACACCCCCGGCAUCGGUGGCACCCCCGGCAUCGGUGACAUCCCCGGGGUCGGUGGCACCCCCGGGAUCGGUGGCACCCCCGGCAUCGGUGACACCCCCGGCAUCGGUGACACCCCCGGGAUCCGUGACACCCCCGGGAUCCGUGACACCCCCGGGAUCCGUGACAGCCCCGGGAUCGGUGGCACCCCCGGGCUCAGCAGCCCCUCGGGGCACCGGCCCCACGGGAUAAAACCCCACGGGAUGCAGCCCCUCGAUGUCCAACCGCUCGGGACCCAGCCCCACACCGCGCUGUCCCCACAAGCCUCGGCGGGAGGCAGCCGGGAGCAGGAGGAGCGGGUGCAGCAGCUGGAGGGGUGCCUGGCGCGGCUGCAGGAGCAGAACCGGGAGCUGGCGGCCGCGUUCGGCGAGUGCAAGGGCGAGGCGGAGCGGCUGAGCAUGGAGCUGGGACAGCGCGAGUCCCGCUGCACCGCCCUGCGCCUGGCGCUGCGCUGCAGCGAGCGCUGCGGGGGGGCCUACGCCGCCCUCCUGGAGCUGGUGCGGGCAAAGGGGACACCGGAGGAGGACGGCACCCGUGGGGGAACAGCGACGGAGCCGAGCCCGGGCCACGCACCGGGACCCGGCCCCGCCACACCGGAGCCACCGGAGCCGGACAAGCGGGGGGACAGCGCGGACAGCGCACACAGCUGCCGGGGCAUGGAGGAGGGAGCGCUGCGGGAACACAUCCGGCGGCUCCGCGCCGAGCAGGCGGUGGUGGAGGGGUCCCUGCUGGACACCCCCGAACCCGCCGGGCCCCCCCGGGGUCGGGACCCCCGAGCUCGGGCGGAGCGGGCGCUGCGGGACGCGCGGGCGCUGCUGCUGCCCGGCUGGAGGCGGCCCGAGAAGGCGGAGCUGCUGCGGGAGCUGGUGGUGCUCAAGGAGGCUCUGGCCGAGCUGCGGACGCGGCUGCAGUUGGCGCAGUGGGAGAAGCGGGCCCUGGACCUGCUGGUGGCCGCGCAGGGACCCCAGGAAGCCGCCCUGCGCCUGGUGCUCCAGCACCGGCAGCGGGAGCGGGAUCGGGAUCGGGAUCGGGAUGAGCCCUCCAGCAGCUCCAGCAGCUCCAGCAGCUCCGAGGAGAUCGGCCGGGGGGGCAGCGAUGGCUCCACGGAACCCUCCGGAUGUGGAGAGAACCAGGGAGGAGCUGCUCCGGAUCCGGGCCAGGACGGAGCAGCUGCGGCGCCGGGCGCAGGAUCUGGCGCUGGCCCUGGAGCGGGGCAGCGCUGCCAGCCGGGCCCAGCAGGCGCAGAGCGGCGCGGCCGCCGCGGAGCUCUGCCAGGCGCACCGCUCCCUGGCCCUGGCGCACCGCGGGGCCCGGCGCAGGCAGGCGGAGCAGCUGCGGCGCCUGGAGGCGCAGGCGGGAGCGCUGCGGAGGCAGCACGGCCGGAGGGAGCAGGCGCUGGCCCGCAAACUGCGCGGCCUCCAGCAGGGCGGCGAGACCUGCAUCUAGACACCCCAAAAACUUCCUGGAGAAGGCCGGGAAGAUCCCCGGAGAACCCACAAAAACACCUGGAGAAGCCCAGGAAAAAAAACCCCACCACGGAGGACACACAAAAACUCCCUGGGGAAUGCAUAAAAAUUCCUGGAGAACGCAAUAAAACCCCCUGAGAACUCAAAAAAUCCCAGGAGAACUCAAAAAACUCCUGAAGAACCCACAAAAAUUCUUGGAGGCCCCAGAAAAACUGCUGGAGACCCCACAAAAAACCGCUGGAGACCCCAAAAAUCCCCAGGAGACCCCCCAAAAACCCCUGCAUAUCCCUCAAAAACCGCUGGAGACCCCACGAAACCCCCUGCAGAACCCAAAAAAACCCCAGGACACCCCCCAAAAACCGCUGGAGAACCUCCAAAAACCGCUGGAGACCCCCCAAAACCCCCCAGGAGACCCCCCAAAAACCGCUGGAGACCCCCAAAAACCGCUGGAGACACCACAAAAACUGCUGGAGACCUCACAAAACCCCUGCAGAACCCCCAAAAACAGCUGGAGACCCCCUAAAAACCCUGCAGAACCCACAAAAACCACUGGAGAACCCGCAAAAACCCCAGAAGAGCCCCCAAAAACCGCUGGAAAAACCCCAAAAACCCCAGAAGAGCCCCCCAAAAACCACUGGAGACCCCACAAAACCCAAGGAGACCCCCCAAAAACCGCUGGAGACCCCACAAAACCGCUGGAAAACCCCCAAAAACCACAGAAGACCCCCGCAAAACUCCAGAAGAACCCCCAAAACCCUGGAAGACCCCCCCCCCCCCAAACCCCCAGGAGAACCCCCAAACCCUCCCAGCAAAGCACGGCGUGCCCGCUUUAACCCCAAAUAACAACCCCGUGGCUCAGCCCCGCCGCUUU
This is a messenger RNA of Corvus hawaiiensis (hawaiian crow), 3847 nucleotides long. RefSeq names its product USH1 protein network component harmonin binding protein 1 (gene USHBP1). Lineage: Eukaryota; Metazoa; Chordata; Aves; Passeriformes; Corvidae. Bases 334 to 3114 code for a protein of 926 amino acids. The transcript is spliced from 15 exons. The record is from RefSeq and is a predicted model, not a curated record.